Molecule: messenger RNA, 668 nt
Organism: Drosophila subpulchrella
Lineage: Eukaryota; Metazoa; Arthropoda; Insecta; Diptera; Drosophilidae
Product: mitochondrial pyruvate carrier 2
Exons: 3
Coding region: 81-503 (140 amino acids)
Biological process (GO): pyruvate import into mitochondria
Cellular component (GO): mitochondrial inner membrane
Molecular function (GO): pyruvate transmembrane transporter activity
Source: RefSeq, a predicted model, not a curated record
AGUUCACUUUGCCUUUCUCUUCGAAAUUAUUCCUUUUUAUUUUUCUGGUUAUGGUUUAAAAUUUUUUGUUAUUUUCAAGGAUGUCUAAGGGUACGGGACCUUUGUCAAAGUUAUAUAAUGCCACCGUUAGUGCUGUAGAUAAGAUUGUUCCAAAUGCAGUGCAGCCACUUUGGCAAUCUCCGGCAGGUCCCCGAACUGUGUUUUUUUGGGCACCAGCGUUUAAAUGGAGUUUAGUGCUGGCAGGCCUGAGUGAUACGCUGAAUCGUCCGGCUGGGAACAUCUCGCUUAACCAGUGCGCCUCCCUGGCAGCCACUGGUUUAAUUUGGUCUCGCUACUCCGUUGUUAUAACACCCAAGAACUAUAGUCUUCUGGCUGUCAAUGUAGCCGUCUUUUUUAUCCAAGGUUACCUAGUGAUAAAGCAUCUGAGAUGGCGAAAUGAGAAUUCCCGGAAUGCGGUGUACAAUCAUACUAAUUGUCCUAUCAAAUCGGAAGAUGAUUGGUAACAUCCUACAGAAAUAUCCAUGUUGAAUGAUAAAUUACUGAUGAACAAACUCUGAAAUUAUACACGUUUUUGAUUAAUUUAAAUAACACAAGCUGGCAAAAACACCGUUAAAUUAAAAAUUUUUUAAAAUUUCAUGUUGCUAAAUACUCAAAAUAUAUAUUAUUUC